This is a messenger RNA of Penicillium coprophilum, 579 nucleotides long. RefSeq lists its product as uncharacterized. The record is from RefSeq and is a predicted model, not a curated record. The transcript has 2 exons. Lineage: Eukaryota; Fungi; Ascomycota; Eurotiomycetes; Eurotiales; Aspergillaceae. Bases 1 to 579 code for a protein of 192 amino acids.
AUGACACCCCGUAUCAGCGACACAAUCAAAAAGGAUCACCGUGACAUUGAAUCGUAUUUUGGGACGAUAAUUAGCUCCACGGACCAGGAUGAGCAGACACGCUUUCAGAACCUGUUCACCUGGGAACUAGCUCGGCACUCCAUUGGUGAGGAGCUUAUUGUCUAUCCUCUGUUUGAGAAGAUGCUCCCCAAUGGCGUGCAAAUGGCAAAUAAGGACCGCGAGGAGCAUUUGGAGGUCAAAAAGCAACUGAAAGCAUUCCAAAACAUGACACCCUCGGAUAUACGCUUUGUUCCUGCCAUCAGGGAGCUGAUGGAAAAUCUUUCCAGGCAUAUCAAAGAGGAGGAGCUGAAUGAUCUGCCUAAGCUAGAGGAGGCUUUGUCUCAAGAUGAGAGUGAGGACUGUGCAAAAACCUUUAGUCGAACGAAGAUGUUCGUUCCUUCGCGGUCUCAUCCUAGUGCACCAGACAAGCCACCCUAUGAGACAGCCGUCGGGCUUCUAACGGCGCCGAUCGACCAUCUUGCAGACCUGUUCCGCAAGUGGCCACACACCGCGGGAAUGCCUAAUCCAUCUACGAAAUAA